Molecule: messenger RNA, 3384 nt
Organism: Solea senegalensis (Senegalese sole)
Lineage: Eukaryota; Metazoa; Chordata; Actinopteri; Pleuronectiformes; Soleidae
Gene: dcaf5
Product: ddb1 and cul4 associated factor 5
Exons: 9
Coding region: 243-2663 (806 amino acids)
Biological process (GO): negative regulation of fatty acid biosynthetic process
Cellular component (GO): Cul4-RING E3 ubiquitin ligase complex; cytoplasm
Molecular function (GO): protein binding
Source: RefSeq, a predicted model, not a curated record
AGAGAGAGAGAGAUCCUCGGCCGGAGCAGGAAGCUGCUGCUGGGACAGAGGAGCGACGGAACAACGUCGACAUCAGCAGCAGGAGCAGCAACAGCAGUGGGGGGGAUUCACCAUAAUGUAGACCCAGCCGAGUACCACAUCCACCCACCAACACGAGCAGGUGUCUAAGCUGCUGGGGGGGCGAGAAGAGAGGCAGAGUUAUUUUUAUUUCCCCCCAUUUUUUUUGUGAGUGCGUGGUGAAAAUGAAGGAGCUGAAGGGCUGCGGUAUGCGGUCCUCGGUGGGCUUUCUGUCCCGCAGAGGGCUCACUGGGCAGCCGCUCAUGAAGGAUGAAUUCCAGAGACGCAGGCUGGCCGGCUGCACCAGCCUCUUCAAGAAGGACAUGCUCGGACACUUCGGCUGCGUCAACGCCAUUGAGUUCUCCAACAACGGCGGGGAAUGGCUGGUGUCUGGAGGAGAUGACCGCCGCGUUCUCCUGUGGCACAUGGAGAAAGCCCUUCAUGGUCGCACCAAGCCUGUGAAACUGAAGGGGGAGCACCUGUCCAACAUCUUCUGCCUGGCCUUCGACAGCACCAACAAGAGGGUUUUCUCUGGUGGAAAUGAUGAACAGGUGAUUCUUCAUGACGUGGAGAGGAGGGAAACGCUCAACCUGUUCCUGCACAUCGAUGCUGUGUACAGCUUAUCUGUCAGCCCCGUAAAUGACAACGUGUUCGCCAGCUCGUCCGACGAUGGACGGGUUCUCAUCUGGGACACUCGCGAGCCGCCACAUGGAGAGCCGUUCUGCCUGGCCAGCUACCCCUCCGCCUUCCACAGUGUGAUGUUCAACCCUGUGGAGCCCAGGCUGCUCGCCACCGCCAACUCCAAGGAGGGAGUGGGAUUGUGGGAUAUCCGCAAACCACGCAGCUCGCUGCUGCGUUACGGAGGCAACAUGUCACUACAGAGCGCCAUGAGCGUGCGCUUCAACAGCACCGGCACCCAGCUGCUGGCCCUGCGCCGCCGCCUGCCGCCCGUCCUCUACGAACUGCACUCGCGUCUGCCGAGCUUCCAGUUUGACAACCAGGGUUACUUCAACUCGUGCACCAUGAAGAGUUGCUGCUUCGCCGGGGACAAAGACCAGUACAUCUUGUCUGGGUCGGACGACUUCAACCUCUACAUGUGGAAAAUCCCAAAGGAUCCAGAAGCAGGAGGCCCCGGGCGCGUGGUGAACGGGGCCUUCAUGGUUCUGAAAGGUCACCGUUCCAUAGUGAACCAGGUCCGUUUCAACCCUCACACCUACAUGAUCUGCUCCUCGGGCGUGGAGAAAGUCAUUAAGGUGUGGAGUCCCUACCAGCAGCCCGACAGUCUGGGAGACCUGGACGGCCGAGUGGAGGACAAAUCUCGCAGCCUCUACACUCACGAGGAGUACAUCAGCCUGGUGCUUAACAGCGGCAGUGGUCUGUCCCACGACUACGUCAGCCAGUCCAUCCAGGAGGACCCGCGCAUGAUGGCUUUCUUCGACUCGCUGGUGCGCCGAGAGAUCGAGGGCUGGAGCUCGGACUCCGACAGUGACCUGAGCGAGGAGGCCAUAAUGCAGCUUCACGCUCGCGGACGCCGCUCUACGCGCACCACACCAGCGCCUCCCGCCGUCACCGCUGCCGCCGCCGCCGCCUCGGCCGCCGCUCACCACAGCGACUCUGAAAACUCCUCCUCGUCAUCUCUGCCGGGACCUGAUGCCUCAGGAGGGGAAGAGCCGGCUCGAGCGGAGGAUGAGGAGCGACCAAGGAGACGCAGCAGGCAUCAGCGGCAUCAGUCUGGCUUCCUGGUGAACGAAGACUCGGACUCGAGUGAGUUUUGGCUCGACCCCAUGCCGCGGCCUCGUUCCCCCAGCCCCAGAGACAACUCCACCCUGUCCAGCCCCGCGUCCUCCCCUUCACUCCCUGCCGGAGCCUCCAGCUCCUCCACGUCCACCUCCAGCUCCAGCAGCGACGACGAGGAGCGGCGCAGCGCGGUGAGGCGGCGCAAUGUCAUGAGGCGGCGGCGCAUGCAUGUGGUUUCCAGAGCUGAAGAUCGUCCCGAGUCUGCACAGGCUUUAUUUUCAGCCAUGGACUCCUGCAGCUACCCAUCAAUCUCAGUUGAUGACCUGUCCUCGUCCUCGUCAGGCGGCGGCGGCGGCGAGCAAAAUCCGAAACAAAUCAAGCCCCAAACUGGCAGUGCGGGAGAGGACGACGACUGUCUGAGUCCUUCUGACUUUGUGUGUUUAAGCCCAGAUAUGUCCCCAGAGAGCCAGGACAAUGAGAACGGAUAUGACAGGACUGAGCAGAAGAGACAUUCAGCUGCGUCUCCUCAGUCACUGGACGGACGCAGGACUGAGGGCAGAGCUGCUCCAGAGCCGGCUUUGGACAGCUCUGACGGUGGAGAGGCGGGCAGCAGCUCAGCAGCUGCGGACACUAACACCCAGAGCCGACGCAGCCCCGGAGUGAACGGGCAGCACCGGACUGUGGCGUCGCACGGGAGCGAGAACCUCGACGUCUUCUCAGAAUCAGAGGGAGAGACUGGCGUUACGCCCGAAGACACCAGGCCGCGGAGAGACAAGGUCCCAGCACAGAGCGCUCUGAAACGGACUCAUGUGGGAUCAGAAAAGGGAGAAUCAGGCUCCUCACCUUCAGAGAAGAAGUUAAAAACAUAAUGACUCAACUUUUCACGCCAAAAAACCAGUACUUUGUUAACAGACUUGAUUUAGGAAGGGGGUUUUCUAUGGGUUUGUACAACUCGGAUUUUUCAUUUUGUGUCUUUGCCGUCGUGAGUGUUUGAGCUCCUUAUGAGCAGACGUUCUUUUUUGUUUCAGAACAAAUUCGACAGUGUCGUCAUCCUGUUGGUCAAACCACAGACGACAUUAAAAGAUGGAAAAAAAAUCACAUGAAACAAAAGGUAAAUAUUGUCGAUAACAGUGGAAUUUAAAGUAAAACGCAAUGGCUACUCAUUUAUGUUCAUACAGCAUCAGCGUGUGUGUGUGUGUGUGUGUGUGUUUGUUUCUCAGUCAUGAUUUGUUUGUUGCCGAAAGCUCCACCCAGGAUUUGAAGCUUUAUUCAAAUGAGAGAAAAUAAGUUUUUAUUGAGGAGAGAAGCUCUGCAUAAUUUUAAUUUCUACAGUUUCACACCGAGCGUGAAUCUGAUCUAAUUUUUUAAGCGAUUUUCGGCCGCAUCCGCUUCAGCGAGCCUGAAGAAUUGACUGACUGUGUCUCCAUAGAAAUCCCGAGGAGCACCAUUUGUUUAAGCUGCACAUUGAAAUGAUGCUUUCGUUGUCUCUACCAGUUGUUUUUUUUUUUGUCUCAUUAUCCAGCCCUUGGGGUACCAUUGCAAGCCAGCUUGCUUUUGUUUUGUUGCAAUUAAAGAAUAAUGUGUUCUCCA